Messenger RNA from Rhododendron vialii, 3012 nucleotides. RefSeq names its product two-component response regulator ARR12-like. Gene Ontology annotation, cellular component: nucleus. The record is from RefSeq and is a predicted model, not a curated record. Gene Ontology annotation, molecular function: DNA binding; DNA-binding transcription factor activity. Gene Ontology annotation, biological process: cytokinin-activated signaling pathway; regulation of DNA-templated transcription; phosphorelay signal transduction system. NCBI's taxonomy places the organism in Eukaryota, Viridiplantae, Streptophyta, Magnoliopsida, Ericales, Ericaceae. The transcript is spliced from 6 exons. Bases 797 to 2860 code for a protein of 687 amino acids.
CUUGGUUCCCAGUUGUGAUUAAGUCCCUGUUUGGAAAUCCAGAAAACCUUCUUCCUUUCCAUUUUUCUCUCAACAGAAGGAAAUCCUGAGAACCAGCAUCUUUUGCAAUUCGUUUUCUCUUCAAUGACCCUUUUUUUUUUGUGCAAAAUGUUUCAUUUUAUUGAUUCUUUUCCAUUUGGAUGCUACACUUAGGGUGCCACUUUAAAUAUAUAGUCUUAUUCAAUUUUCGUAUUCGAGAAGUACUUGAAAACUACAAAAAUCACCAGAAGAGGAGGAAAAAAUCACUCAUAGGACAAGAUUAAGACAAAAAAAAAAAAAAGAAGACUUUUUAAACAUUUGAAUUCCCAAACGGGGUCUAAAGAGUUUAGGCUUAUUGAAGAGACACACUAUACAGGAGUAUAUUUUAUGAAAGUCUAACACUUUCCAAAUAUGCACAUGCCUCUUGCCAUAUAGUAAGGAGCAGAGAAAAAGGUCCUAGGAUGAGUUUUGAAGGUCCAUUGUUCGUGAAAACAUGAUGCACAUGCGACUAUACCAUAUUGGAAAGAGAUCUCUAUUGGGAAUUAAGCAAAAAGAUAGAUAAACAAGAGGGAGUUGUUGGGUUGGAGCAAUCAUUACCAACGUGAACAGCUUUACUUAACUCCAGUCAUUCAAUCUAUUUCUCCAUUUCCUCUCUCUCUCUUUCUCUUCACUGAAUAAUUGACCCCCUGUUUCGAUACUCAAAACUCCAACUUUUGCAUUUUGAUUUCUGGUUUUUGUGUAUACUGCCGUCUGGGUUUUGGAAAUUGCUCUUCCCAAGAUGACUGUGGAGGAAAUUAGAGCGAGAUUAGGGUCUGAAAACGAUAGAUUUCCGGUGGGUAUGCGUGUUCUUGCCGUUGAUGAUGACCCAACUUGUUUGAAGCUAUUGGAUACCAUGCUGCAAAAAUGCCAGUACCAGGUUACAACGACCACCCAUGCUAAAACGGCGUUAAAGAUGUUGCGGGAAAACAGGAACAGAUUUGAUCUUGUUAUAAGUGAUGUGGAAAUGCCAGAUAUUGAUGGUUUCAAGCUCUUGGAGCUUGUUGGUCUCGAAAUGGACCUUCCUGUCAUCAUGUCGUCGUGUCACGGUGAUACCUCUUUUGUGAUGAAGGGAAUUACACAUGGUGCUUGUGACUAUUUGGUGAAACCCGUUCGAAUUGAGGAGCUCAAGAACAUCUGGCAACAUGUAGUAAGGAGGAAGAAGUUGGAGUCCAAGUCCUCCUGCCUAGACAAGGAUCGCCAAGAAAAUGGAGGGGGUGGAAAAGGGCAUGCACCUACUGAUAAUGCGAAUGGAAAGCUCAACAGAAAGAGAAAGGACGAGGAAGAAGAUGAAGAUGAAGAAAAUGAGGACCCGACAACCCAGAAGAAGCCUAGGGUUAUUUGGUCCGUGGAGCUUCAUGGGAAGUUUGUUGCAGCAGUUAAGCAAUUGGGUAUUGAAAAAGCUGUCCCUAAAAGGAUCCUCGACAUGAUGAAGGUCGAAGGAAUUACCAGGGAAAAUGUGGCGAGCCAUCUCCAGAAAUAUAGGCUUUUGCUUCGAAGGAUCAAAUCCAUGGAAGAUCAGAGAGUAAACAUGGUUCCUGAACUAGGGGGAAAAGAUUUUUCCUCAACGCCGAUAAAUUCAUGCCAUGGACUUGGUGAUUUUCUAACAUUUUCUGGAAAUGGGAGGUUUUCAAACUCCGGCCUAUCAGGAUAUCAAACUGGUGAAAUACUUGGUAACCUGAAUAACCCUCCUGGGAUUAGCCUCCAUAACCUUUCUUCUUCUGCACUACUCCCACAGAAUCAUGCCCAGAACUUGAGUGAUUCCAAUUCUAACCUUGGGAUGCCCUAUUCAGUUAUUUCCCCAGCAAAUUACAAGGACAGGUUUUUUCAAAGGAAUCCAACACUAUUGAAGAUUGACCAAUUCCAACAAACUAAGUGCGUUUCUGGCAUUCCAGAGUUCAAUUCUGCUUGCAUUCCAACAACUUUUGCGGAUAAUAUAGUUCCAGUUAGUGGCUUAAGCAACUCUCUAGCUUGUGGCUCAAGGAACCCUUUGUUUCUACAGGGAAUUCCGAAACAAACACAAAGUGGGGGACUAUUUGGUAAUCAGUCCAAUUUGAAAGUGACCUCUUUGAAUACAGAACCUUUGAAUGCUGGAAUCAGUGGUUCUAAUUUUCUGGAUAACAGCAGAUUCAGUCACAACUGGCGGAACACCAUUCAGCUAUCAAAAUUUUCACCUAAUCCUUUGUCAUUGAGUGAACAAUUGAAUGUUGAUGUGCCUCCUAAUAGCUGGAGAAAUGGUAAUUGUUCAACUGGCUUUCAGAUUCAAAGAAACCCAGUUGAUUUUUCUUCUACAAACACAAUUUCAGCUCCCAUGCAGGAUUCAAGAGGAGAGAUUCAGCGUCGAACAGGCUUGGUUGGUGAUUUCGCUCAUGGUACAAAUUUAGCUACAGACCUGAGGUGGGGAGAACAUCAACAGGAUCAUACCCAACACCCGAAUGAAAUUAUGGUUCCUCCCAAUGCUGUUAUGGGUCCAUUAGGCCAGGUUUUGGAUCAAAACUAUGGAGUAUGCAAUAGAAAGAGUGAUGCGUCCUUGGUCAGCCAUAGCAGCUUUUCAGAUCUCCUGCCGCUUAGAGAUAUUCAGAAAUCUGCCAUGGACUCGCAAAUGAGGUCAAGUGAAGACUAUCAUUUGGAGCAAACAAAGUCACCGGGAAGCUUAGGUCAUGAUGGUUACGACGACUCUUUGGAUUAUCUAAUGGAUGCAAUUAACAAGCCGGGACAAGAUCUAAGUGAGAAAGUGGAUGGAGAAUUUGAAUACGAUGCUUUCUUGGAGAAUAGGGAGAGCCGCAGCAGUCAAGUCUACCCAUGAGGAGCUUCGUCAUCAUCUAGUUGCUUCCCAGAGAAAUUAUUUGCUUCUGCAUUAUUUUUCCCCUUUCUGUUUUUACCCUUCAAUUAAUCCCUUGAACCAAAGUGUUAUUUCACAUUUGCAAUUGCUAAUGCCAUGCUUGCUUUUUUAUCUUA